AUGCCUUCUAACCAGACGAUUGAAAUGUUAAGACCAUUGAUGAAAGAUUUCGAAAGCAUUGUUUUACCCUAUUGGUAUAAAUUUCAACAACCACAUCCAUAUUAUCAGUAUGCAGUUGGUCUGUUUAUCGCAUUUUUCGGAAUAACGGGUGUGUGCCUUAACUUACUAGUCAUCAUAUUUUUUACAACGGUAAAAGCUCUACGAACGCCUUCUAAUAUGCUUGUUGUAAAUUUAGCAGUAUCAGAUUUCGGAUUUUCAGCAGUCAAUGGUUUUCCCCUGAAAACCAUGUCUGCCUUUAAUAACUUUUGGCCAUGGGGAAAAACUGCAUGUGACUUAUAUGGUCUAGCUGGUGGACUUUUCGGAUUUGUAUCUCUGUCUACGAUAGCCGCUGUUGCAGUAGAUCGUUACAUGGUUAUAGCGACUCCUUUCGAAAGUGUAUUUCAAACAACUAAUCGAAGAACAAUAAUGUUAAUGUUAUUUUUGUGGGUUUGGUCUCUCAUUUGGACAAUUCCACCGCUCUUCGGAUUCGGGCGAUAUGUGUUAGAAGGCUAUCAAACAUCAUGUACUUUUGACUACAUAUCGACAGAUUUUUCGAACCGAUUAUUCAACAUUGGACUAUUUGGUUUUGGUUUCCUAUGUCCUCUGUUUCUAUCAAUUUUCUGCUAUGCCAGGAUUGUUCUCAUUGUUAAAAGACGCGGAAAAGACUUCAUGGAAAUGGCAGCAAGAACAAGCACCAAAAGUGAUAAUCAAAAGGCUAAAAGUGCUACUGUGGCAUCUACGAAGUCAGAUAAUUUUGUGCUGAAGUCAGCGGGGAUAUUGUUAGGCGUUUAUUCACUAUGUUGGACACCAUAUGCUGCUCCGUAUGGGACCCAUGCAUCUACGCUUUCAGAUACCCUAGAUUUCGUGCACUUCUUCAGCGUCGGUUUGGAUCAAGGUUCUUUGGAGGGAAUAAAGGCAAAACCGGAACUUCGUCCAAGGGAGAAGCGUCGACUAUCUGUAAUGUUGAAGAAUAGAUGUCUUUUUAUGGUUGCGGUGAAAAUUGAAGAGUAUUAUUCCAGUUCUUAUGUGCCUCAGAAUGUAUUUCUCGUAUUAAAAUAA
Messenger RNA from Heterobilharzia americana, 1098 nucleotides. Lineage: Eukaryota; Metazoa; Platyhelminthes; Trematoda; Strigeidida; Schistosomatidae. The record is from the annotation of a GenBank genome assembly.